GAUUUGUCGUGUCCCUCGUGUUUUUCUCUCAAACGAAAGAGAAGACUUUUUACACUAAUUUCCAAGAAAUUACACUCAAUAGUGGAUCCCACAAGACAUUGUUUUUAUGGUCAUUGUCUCUGAUGACAUUAAUUAAACCGUUGUUACCAAAGUUCCCCAUGUUAAUCUGCUCCAAAGUUCUUUCUUCAUCUCUAAGCCUUCUGACUCACCACUCUAUCUUCUAAUUUUCUAGUCAUGAGUUUGGCUAGCGAGAAACUAAGCAAGAAAAGCAAGUGCAAGAUGGAAGAUGAUCAACCAAGAAGUGGGAUGGAGAGUAUACAACACGAUCUCGCCCUCGACAUAUUUUCAAGGCUUCCCAUAACAUCUCUUCUACAAUUCAGUUUUGUAAGCCGAUUCUGGCAGAUGUUAUCAUAUGACCCACAUCUUGCUGCCCUGCACUUCUCCCGGACAGCCAAGACUAAUCCAUACCUAAUUUUUCAUUGCGACUAUCCGAUCAGAAAUCAACUUUGUUUUGCCGAAUUGUCUGAUCAAACGGACAAUGAGAUUGUGAGAAGAAUUCAAACGCCUUUUCAUGAUACGAUGCCUGAGUUUAAAGUAAUAGCUUCAUGUAACGGCUUGUUAUGCUUAUCUGACUCUCUAUAUGGCGAUCCACUAUAUAUGUACAAUCCUUUUACUAGGGAAUACAAAGAGCUGCCCAAAUCCAGGCAGUAUGAUGAUCAAGAAGUGGUGUUUGGAUUUGGGUUCCAUCCAGUGACUAAUGAGUACAAGGUAGUUAAGACGGUCCUAUUCUGGAAUCAGUAUAAUAUGUUGCCGCAUCCACGUCCACGUCCUCAUCCUCGUCAUCGUAGACUCAGAAUUGAUGAUCACACAGGAUCAGAAGUUCAAGUAUAUAGUCUUGGAAGCACCAAUUGGAGGAGUAUAGGAAAAGUACCUUACCUGCUUGAACAGCGAGCAUCAGAAGCCUUGGUAGAUGGAAGACUACACUGGUUGACUCACCCGCGGUUAUAUCUAGGAGCUCGGAUUCAUCGUAGCAGAAGCAUAGUUUCUUUUGACCUAGCGGAUGAGCAGUUUCGAGAGGUCCCGAGACCGGAAUGUGGCAGCCUGAAUAGGACUAAUUAUCAUCUGGCAGUUCUAGGAGGGUGUCUUUCAGCAGUUGUUUGGUAUCAAAGAUUUGAGAUUUGGGUGAUGGAAGAAUACAGUGUGAAGGAGUCGUGGACGAAAAAAUUCAACAUUGAAGAUUGGUCCCGGCAGUUCUUGAAACCAGGAUUCCGGCGACGACCUUAUGGAAUUUGGAAGAAUGUUUUGAAUCAGAGAUUUGCUCGAGUUCUAUGCCUUUUUGAAAAUGGCAAUAUUUUGAUGGAGUACAAAGGUGGAGUUUUAGUUUCUCAUGAUCCGAACAGUGGAACAUACAAGAAACUAGUGUUUCAAGGGAUGCCUGAUUUGUUCCAAACAUUUGUUCAUUUUGGAAGUCUUAAUUGGAUUGAUACCCCUAUUCAUACAAGUACAAACUAGAUAAUGUUAUCUCUACAUUGCUCUUCAAUAAAAUUGGUUUUGAAUUGCUUUGUACAAGUUGUAUGUAAUUUAUGAAACACUUGUUCUCUGGAAAAGAGUCUGAUACUAACAGUCUACGGAUAUCCAUGGAUACCAUAUUU
Camellia sinensis is the source of this 1652-nucleotide messenger RNA. RefSeq names its product F-box protein At3g07870. Gene Ontology annotation, molecular function: protein binding. NCBI's taxonomy places the organism in Eukaryota, Viridiplantae, Streptophyta, Magnoliopsida, Ericales, Theaceae. The record is from RefSeq and is a predicted model, not a curated record.